UUCAAACUCUGAUGCGUAAUAUUCAAUAGUUAUUUAAUACAAGCCUACUUGCUGAAGACUCUUAACUGCCUUCAUUAUCUAUACUGUAAGGAAACUAGAGGCACCAAAUAAAAGUAUUAGACUGUUGGAGCAGACUUUCUGAAGAACUAACAGUUGGAUAGUUUUAAUAAGUACAUCAUACUUUCUUUAAAAAAUGGCACAAAAUUUGGUUACAAAGCUGUACAGAAUCUCUGUAAUUGGUGCGGCCAGAAACAAACCUUAUGUCGUGCCUUCCGUGAAAGCUGUUACCUAUUCGACCUCAACUCAGCAAGAUUCAGGAGCAGUCAAAAACUCUGAUGCUGUAAAAUCUGUCUUCAUAUCCCAAUCAAAUGAUAUUUUCACAAAUCUAGCUCUCGAGGACUGGUUGUACAAGAACUUUAAUUUUAUAAACCACCAUAUCUUACUUUUGUGGCGAAAUUCACCAGCUGUAGUAAUUGGCCGUCAUCAGAACCCUUGGUUAGAGGUAAACACAUCUGUUCUGUCAGAACAUGGCAUUGAAAUAGCACGAAGGAACAGCGGUGGUGGGACUGUGUAUCAUGAUAAUGGGAACCUGAAUCUUACAUUCUUUACACCACGAGAGCACUACAAUCGCAAAAAUAACCUGCAGCUUAUAAACAGAGCCUUAAUAAGAGAAUGGGGUCUGAAAACUGAAAUUUCACCAAGAGAAGAUAUUGUCAUCAGUGGAGGUUACAAACAGAUUUCAGGAACAGCUGCCAAAUUGGGACGACCAAAUGCAUAUCAUCACUGCACUCUGCUGGUCAGUGUUGACAAGGAGAAAUUGAAGCAUGCUCUACAUAAGCAUCAUAAGGGCAUUAAAACAAAUGCUACUCAGAGCAUUCCAUCUCCUGUCAUGAAUCUGUGUGACGUGAAUAGUCACGUGACGGUUGAGAAACUGUUGAGCACCAUUGGAUGGGAAUAUCUUCGCACUUGUCCAUACACUGCAGAGGACAGGGGGAAGGACUUCAUUAUGAAACAAAGGGGAUUCCAGUUUAUUAAUCCCACAGAUCAGUGGUUCCCUGGUCUGGACAAACUGCGUGCUGAAUUAACAAGUUGGGAUUGGCGCUUUGGAAAGUCACCAAAAUUCAAUGUGACUCGUACUUUCCAAGUUCCACAAGAACUUCUUGGAAAGGAAGAGUUAAGGAAUGAAGAGCUUAGCAUUACCAUAGAUGUGAAUAAGGGAAUGGUUGAGGAUGUGAUGUUGAUGGUUCCUCCCGGACUCAAGGCUGCAAAUGGUUUUUCUGGACAAGCUCAAGUCGUGACAUCUUUGAAAGGCCAGCGAUUCUCCGAAGAGGCAGUAACCAUUCUACAAAAGGCACUUAGUGAAUUGGAAUCACCAGAACAAACAAGGAAUGAAUUCGUCGUGGACUGCGUGAGGCAAGUCGUGAAAUCCGUCUGACACGCACAAUUCACACCAAUCAAUUGAUACUAUUGGUGGAUCAGUAAACAUUAUUUGUUUAUAUUUUAACAUUUUGGGUUUCAGUAAAAAGAAAGGAACUGUGCUUAUUAAAAUUAUUCCAAUAUUGCACGUGCAUGUCGUAAUCUAUUGAGUUAUAUAACGAUGUGAUGAUGCAGUUGUAUUGUGGGUAUUAUUUUUAUUGCGUGUUGUUUCCAGUUCUCCAUUUUUAUUUUUUAUGUCGAUUCCUUGUGUUUAUUUUCUUUUUAGGCAUACAUUUGUUUAUAAGUUUAAAAACUUUUAGUAAGAUUAAUACCUAAACCCGGUGAAUGUAUCUAAUUGAAACCUGUUUGCUUCAGGUAAAGGUGCUGUGUAUUACACUGCUUUCAUACUAAGUCUGGUACAUGUAAGUCUAUGCUAAACAAUGUCAGUGGUGCUGUUUUUUAACUCUUUCCAUACUACAAAUUAUAUUUUUCAUUUAGAGAGACAUCUGCAUUUUAUAUAAAAGGGAUAGUGCAUGCCAUAGUGACAUUUGUUUCUGUGGAAGAAAAGAAUUUAUUUUAACUGCGACUAUAAGUAAAUGACAUUCAGCAACAAAUAUUUGGUCUGAGUUACCGUGGAUACUGUCUAUGUAAAUAAAAGAAGACGGUUUUGAUAAAUUAAACUCGGCGUGGAAAGGGUUAAUUCUGACACUGUUAUAAAAUGUGCUGCAUAUAAAUAGUGCUUGAAGAUUGCUUUACUUGAUUUGUAAAUAUCAACAGACAUUUUUAACUAAAGUUGUUUGCUGCUGUUUAUUUUUUUUUCUGUGUUAAAUUUUUAAAGUAGUGAAAUUGUAAUUUUGUUGGUUGUUGAACACAAUAUGUUUUUUGUUUCAGUAUAUUAUUGUUUAUAUACUUGUUGUGGACAUCAGUGUACUUCUAAUUUCUUGAUGUACUAAACUUUUCCCUUCAUGUGACCUGAUUAAGUUGAUGAGCUGGAUUCGCAAGUACCGGUGUGAUAUAGCAAAAUAUUUAUGUAACAGUACGCGGUGGUGUUGCUGUCAGGAAUAGAUAAUUUUCAUACAUUUUUAUAUUGGAAAUUCUUUCAUAGCCUUUUGCAAAGUAUUUAAUUAAAUCUGUGAAAUUAAACUAAAAAACAAAUUUUUGCCCUUUUUAACAAACAGUUAGUUAACAUGAAAUUACUUCAUAAAAUCUGUCAGUAACAAUUGCGAUUUUUCCUGAGAUGUUCAAACUGUUGAAUUUCCUUUUCCCUAAAACAAAAGAAUAGAUACAUAGAGAGCAGUCAAACUUUGUGAAAUGUUACUGCAUUAUUGACACAUUGAAAUUAAUGAAAAUUAUUUUUUCGUAGUCCAGUAUUUAUCAAUACUUGUAUUUGAGCCACACAGCCACCAUCAAUUAUAAUUUUAUACAAUUUUCUACCCAGGUCAUGAAAACUAGCAAUGGCUGGGGGUUUGUCGUGCUGACCACACGUCACCCUGUAUCUGGUUGGAUGAUCGUUCACCUCUGCUUACGCAUGUGAACGUGAGGCCAGCAGUCAAGCUAGUCGGCUUUGGCUCUCAGAGGGCUAAUACGCCACGGAUACUAUUUUCUACCACAAAAUUAUUAUUUAAAUUAACGUAAUAGAUUUAAUUAAUCUUAACUCGGGUUUUGUUUUAAAAUCUUACUGAAAUUUGGUCUUCUGUUCAAUUUUCUGUUCGCUUCUUGUAGAUUUACAAGUAUAUUACCUGUCGGCUUGGUUAUCGAUUUUAUCUUGUUAAACUGUAUAUGCAUGUUUAUUUUAUUGUGCAGAAUUUGUUUAGUUUUAUAGUUGUAUCAGCUAUUAACCAGAAUGCAUCAUAUCAAUAACUGUUUGAUUUAAUACACCGAGCACUAAGUGUCUUAAGGUGUAUAUUUCAUUUGUUUAUUUUUUCCUAAAUCUACCGAGAUAAGUUAUGUAUUUAUAGUCAGUAAUUCUUCUGUUCUUUUUUAUUUUCAGAACUUCUAUAUUAGCUUUGGAAGAUGAAAAAAGUAACUGAAAUGUGUAUUAUGCAAGUGAUGCUGUAGCUCUUUGUAAAAUGAUACAUUGCUGUACAAAGAAUCAUAUCCUGUAUCAGAAGUGAUUUGGAACUUAUGUGUGUAAUAGUUUUAACAUAUAUGUUUGUACAUAAUUCUGGCACUGUUUUACAUGUAAAACAUUUAUAUAAUAUGGUAAAGAAGUUUGGUAUGCAUUAAAUAACUAUUGAAGCUUUCUUUUGCUAAUGUAUGAUAAAAUAAAUAUUUUUGCAAUUUUUA
Messenger RNA from Zootermopsis nevadensis, 3702 nucleotides. Lineage: Eukaryota; Metazoa; Arthropoda; Insecta; Blattodea; Termopsidae. The record is from RefSeq and is a predicted model, not a curated record.